CCUCUCAGCAGCUCUCUGUGCACCACACCGACCGACCAUGUUUCCACGGCAUUACAUCAAGCUGGCCGAAGGGCUGCCGCCGCGUCUCACCCGCUUCUUCGCCCGCUAUCCCCCACAAGCCAUCCUCCCACCCAAGGAACAAGAAGCCGCUGCCCAGGCGCCUUCGCCCUUCAAGCCGCACAAGCACCCGGUCACUGGCAAAUGGCAUAACCCGGUGUUCUCGCUGCGCCGACAGGCUGAACUUGUCAAGCUGGCGCGGCAGCAUGGCGUUGAGGAGCUGCUGCCACACACAGUAAAGGGCACGGAGGAGCGGAUCCGGAGGAGAGUAGAGAAUGGGCUCCGGGUUAAGGGAACUGGUGUUGGGCAGCGCGUGAAGGGAAAGGAAUCAGAACGCAUGCUGAAGGCACGGUUGGAGAAGCGCAGACAGGCGAUGUUGGAGAUGCCAAAGAUGAUCCAGACAUGGAAAGAGAGAGGUCAUGGUCGUGGAUGGAAGAAGUGGCCGAAAUAAGCAACGCCGUGAUGAGAGUCGGAUGGUCGGUCUGGCAGCGUAGGAUCUUUCUGUACGAAUAUCACCCUGGCUACAGGAUUGCAUAGGGUAUGGCGUUGGACAGAAUCGAGUUUCGUGUUGUUGUGUAUCAUAUUUUCUAUG
Messenger RNA from Amorphotheca resinae ATCC 22711, 649 nucleotides. RefSeq lists its product as hypothetical. The coding region runs from base 38 to 508 and encodes 156 amino acids. Gene Ontology annotation, molecular function: structural constituent of ribosome. Lineage: Eukaryota; Fungi; Ascomycota; Leotiomycetes; Helotiales; Amorphothecaceae. Gene Ontology annotation, cellular component: mitochondrial large ribosomal subunit. The record is from RefSeq and is a predicted model, not a curated record. The transcript is spliced from 3 exons.